Messenger RNA from Prorocentrum cordatum, 677 nucleotides. The record is from the annotation of a GenBank genome assembly. NCBI's taxonomy places the organism in Eukaryota, Dinophyceae, Prorocentrales, Prorocentraceae.
CAACCAGACGCCGGCCGGGCUGGCGAACCAGGACAUCCCGCAGCACGCCGGGGACAGGGACAUCUCGCAGCACGCCGCGGCGGCAGCUGCGCCGGCCGACCGGAUGAGGAUUUUCGUGGAAGGCGUGGACGUGGACGCGGAGGACGAGGAGCAGCAGGAGGCAGAGGCAGCGCGUCGCCGUCGCCGCCUUUCUCUUGGCUCAGCGCAGAACAGCAGCUUCAGCCACAAGGCGCCUAGCGGAAGCAUGAUGGAACGUAAGACUUUGUCAUCUUGGUUCAUCGACACAGCUUCCCUGACCACGAAGAACACCUUCCUGGACUGCGAGUCCCCCUGGACGGAGCCCGUGGAGCUGCCCCGGCGGCCCAGCUCCGACCCCGGCGCCUCCAACGGGACCAGCGCCGACACGGACCAGACCGAGUCCUCCGUGGGGUCUCGUGCGGUGGGCGCCCGCGAUUCGAGCGGCGCAAGCGAGGACGAAGACGCAGCGCCGCGCCAAGCAGCGCAGGGACUCGAAGGCGAUGAAGACCAGGGCCGCCCUCCGCAACUCCUCCUCCGGCGCGAGCCUGAACUCGGAGCCGGACGACCUGUCGCUGGGCCAGGCCGUUGCCGCUGUCAAGCUGGCGGCUCACGACGCUAAGGACGGCGCCCAGCCGCGGACGCAGUCCACGAAGAUCUCG